This is a messenger RNA of Effrenium voratum, 699 nucleotides long. The record is from the annotation of a GenBank genome assembly. NCBI's taxonomy places the organism in Eukaryota, Dinophyceae, Suessiales, Symbiodiniaceae.
AUGGCGGGCGGAGCAAGGGCGGAUGCGGAUCCAGAGGCGGAAGCGCUCAAGGCAAAGGGCAACGAGAAGCUGAAGGCUGGUGACGUCAAAGGGGCCUUGGCCAUGUACCAACAAGCCCUGACGCGUCUUCCGGAGAAGGUGGCCACAGACAGCCCAGCAGCGAACCUAGGCUCCUCCCUGGCGCUGAAUGCGGCCCUGGCGGCGCUGCAGCUGGAGGACUGGGAGGCGGCGGAGGGCUUCUGCAGCCGCGCGCUGCGCUGGAAGUCCAGCGCUAAGGCCUUCUACCGCCGGGGCUUGGCGCGGGUGCACUUGGGCUUUAUGGCGGACGCCAAGCGAGACUUCAAUUUCGCGCUGGAGUCCGAACCGCGGGGCUCUGCAGCAGCGAGGCAGGUUCAACUGGAGCUGGACAAGCUCGCCCACAGGGAUGGGGCGGCCGGCCUGGAGGCGCCGCCGGGUGCUGAUCCUCAAGCAGCCAAGCGCUUUGAGAUCGCCAAUGCGGCUAAGCAGCAGCAGGGCGUGCGACAGAUCACUUGGAGUGAAUGGUCCAGUACGCAGCAGCGAGUUGCAGAGGCCACGGUGAAGGCCAAAGCCUGGCGGAAGCGCCUGGCAGAGGCUGCCAAAUGCCCUGUCCCGGAGUCAGGAGGCAGCACCCAGCUGUCGCAGCUGCUGGAGAGGUUCUGGCUAAGAAGCCGGCAGUGA